Nematostella vectensis (starlet sea anemone) is the source of this 2571-nucleotide messenger RNA. Its product is annotated as atrial natriuretic peptide receptor 1-like. The transcript is spliced from 9 exons. The coding region runs from base 457 to 2571 and encodes 704 amino acids. Gene Ontology annotation, molecular function: signaling receptor activity; peptide hormone binding. The record is from RefSeq and is a predicted model, not a curated record. Lineage: Eukaryota; Metazoa; Cnidaria; Anthozoa; Actiniaria; Edwardsiidae.
UCAAAGAUAUGUGCCAUAACUUGUCGAUAACAAUGACAGUCAAUUGAAGCUUGAAGUAUUUCUGGCUCUUCCCUUGUUUGUCCGCAUCUCUACAAACCAAGUAGCCAUCGAUUUCUAUAUUUUACACUAGAGGCCAAAAUUUGAAGUUAAAGCAUUUCGUACUUCAAAGUGUCGUAAAGUAGCCCAGUUAUUUCGCAGCGAGCACUGUCGCACAUUUACAAAUAGUAACGUGACGACAACGAGCUCAUGAAUAUUCAAGUCAGUCGAUACUCGCCGCUUGGAUACUAACUAAGACGUGAACGCUGGUGCAGCUAUAAAUGUGAUCUCACUCGGGAGAGGCCCGUCCAUGCACCAUCCAUGGGGCUAACACCGCAGACACAAAUUAAUCCUAAGAGAGAAAUCGUGGCGUCUACAAAAGCUUACUUGCGCUGCCGGUUUUUGCGCCGCAACUAAACUAUGCCGACACAGAGGACAGCAAUCUUCGAACGGGCAGUGUGUAUUGUGACUUUACAAUGUAUACUGCUCAUUUGCGUACGAUUCUCCAUAUCUGAGAGUGUUACAAUUGGUUUAAUGGCUCCGUAUAACAUAUCGAGUAAUUCUAGCGUGGUUUCCGCGGAAUAUUAUAUUUCUGCGGCACUCUUGGCAAAGGAGAAAGUCCUAUCUUCUCAACUUCUGCCUGGUCGAAGUUUUGACUUUGUUUGGAAUGCUACAACAUGCAAUGAAGCAACGUCUCUACAAGUUUUUGCCUCCCAAUGGAAAUCUGGGGUGAAAGCUUUUAUUGGGCCUGGUUGUAGCUGCGAAACGCAAGCAAGAGUGGCCUCUGCGUUGAAUGUACCAUUAAUUUCUCAACUAUGUACAAAUGACGUCCUAUCUGACAAAAAGGAUUUCUCCACGUUUGCAAGGACGAUUCCCGCAAAUUCUCGCCUGGCCCCUCCCCUUCUCAAACUUCUACAACUUUACGACUGGGCCUGGAUUGGACUCGUUGUAGAGGAUUCACCGGAGUGGAGACAGAGAGCGCAGGCGAUGCAUACAUACCUCACAUUACACGGAGUAACAGUAGCCGUGCAGAAAACUAUCCAAUCAGCGUCACUCUACACGACAGCCAAUGAUGGGGCUGGGUUUGAGAAGGUCUUACGGAGCAUGCGCGAUGAUGUUAGAAUAUUUGUCUUUGCAAUGGACUACAGACUUGGCCGUGAGGGUGUGGCCUAUGCAAAGAGACUGGGUCUGCGCAUUACGGACUACGCCUUUAUACUAUUCGCUUUGGAUCAUGGGACUGUCUGGAACAACGUUGCUUCUCCAAGAAAAUGGUUCUGUGGGGAGUACCCUGGGGAUACCCAGGGCCAGUCUUUCGCUUCGGUUAUGGAGGCUGUUCUGUUGGUGUCUGUGAAUCCUAAUAGGACGUCGCAGUACGACCAGUUUGUUGCGAGCUUAAAGUCGCGAUCGAACGAGGCGCCUUUUUAUAGUACUGUAUAUGAAGGGGCGGGCUGGUCAAAAGAGCCACCUAUCCAAGGGGCGUAUUUAUAUGACGCGAUUGUUCAGUUUGCCAUCGCGGUCAACAGAAGUCUGGCAUCAGGAGCUAGCAUAUCUGAUGGGAAACUAGUCAUGUCUAAGCUGCACAAUACAUCAUACACCAGUAUCACAGGCUAUGAUCGCUAUAUCGAUUCUAAUGGCGAUGUUGACUUUGACCUUGUUUUGAUGGAUUACAGACAAACACCCACAGAGUCAUUUAUUGUCAUCGGGAGAUUUGGAGUAAACAGCCGGGGAGAUCACGUGAUUAAAAUGAACGGGACCGUGCGAUGGCCUGGGAACCAGCCGCCAAAAGAUAGACGAAAACGAGGUAAAAACAUCACCAUUGCUCUUCUCGUCCCAUACAACAUGACUGGUGGUUACGACGCAGCGAGCGGAGCUGCCGGAAAAUUCCACGCGGCCGCCAUUAGUGUGACUGUGGAUCGCAUCAACAACGAAAGUAAACUACUACCAGGGCAUCACCUAUCUUUUGUGUGGAGUGACACGAGGUGUGAUGAGCAACGCUCCAUUGACCAAAUGCUGGAGUUCAUCGAGAAAAGGGUGGAUGUGAUCAUGGGGCUCGCCUGUCAGUGCUCCAUACAAGCACGCAUUGCUGCCGCAGUAAAUCUCCCACUUAUUUCACAUUUAUGCAAAGAUGAGAAGGUCAGUAACAAAGCCUUGUACCCGACGUUCGCCCGGACCAUUCCAGCAGACGGGGCCAUCGGCCCUUCCGUCCAAGCCCUUCUGGACUUUUUCGGCUGGAACACCGUGGGGAUUAUUGUAGAGAAUUCACAGACAUUCAAGAGCAGGGGGGUAUUCCUUGAGAAGUUCCUUAUGCAGAAGGGCAAGAAUGUGACCUUUCGUGGAGACGCACCCAUGUCUGUGAUGUACGUCCCGCGUAAAUUCGAGACACAGAUGAAAAACACGCUGAUGGAGGCACAGCGCAAGGCACGUGGUAAGAAAUGCAAUAAUCUUACAUGGGGAGGAGGGGGUGGGUACGGAGAAUAUCUAUCAUCUGGUACGCUUAAGGUGAAGGCAGGGGCAGAGGGUGGGGGCCGGAGAUAA